This is a messenger RNA of Colletotrichum scovillei, 594 nucleotides long. RefSeq lists its product as uncharacterized. Lineage: Eukaryota; Fungi; Ascomycota; Sordariomycetes; Glomerellales; Glomerellaceae. The record is from RefSeq and is a predicted model, not a curated record. The transcript has a single exon. Bases 141 to 587 code for a protein of 148 amino acids.
GUUCCAACGCCUGCCAAAAGGCUCCAAGACUUCAAUGAGGCAACUGAAGGGCACAAUGAGAUAUAAAAGAGACUGUCACCCUCAUAGUCUGGCCGUAACUGCCGUUCAUCUCAACAUCUAGUACAUCACACUCGCCAAACAUGACAUCCGAAGAAACCCUCCCCGAAAGAUGGGUCGCAGCCUGGUCCACCGACGACCCGGCCGCUUUUGCGCAGCUCUUUGCGCCGAACGCCGUCUACAUUGACCACGGCUCACAACUCCACGUGACCCGGAUGGAUAACCACCACCGGGUCUGGCGCAACGCCGUCCCCGACUUCACAGCGGUGCUGGACCCAUCUACGCCCAUUUGGUGGGCCAAGAAGGAUGGCGAUGACGGGAAGACGAGGACGACUUGUGUGUUUAGGUCUCUGAUGAAUGGAACGUUUUUGGGAUCAUUGCCGAGGAAGGCGGCGACGGGGGCGGAGUGGUGUUUUGUGGCGAUGGUGUGUAUGGAAAUUGAGGAUGAAUUGAUCUUGAAGCUGGAUGAGUUUUAUCGGGAUAGUUUUGAGAAGGGUGUACCUGUGGAUCAGUUUCUUCGAGAUGCGUAAAGAAUGG